Messenger RNA from Lagopus muta (rock ptarmigan), 4149 nucleotides. It is a transcript of the gene FNBP1, whose product is annotated as formin binding protein 1. Gene Ontology annotation, molecular function: protein binding. The transcript is spliced from 16 exons. Bases 16 to 1980 code for a protein of 654 amino acids. Lineage: Eukaryota; Metazoa; Chordata; Aves; Galliformes; Phasianidae. The record is from RefSeq and is a predicted model, not a curated record. Gene Ontology annotation, biological process: signal transduction; endocytosis.
GGUUAGGGUUUACAGAUGCAGCAAAGACAGGAAUCUGAAGGGCUUUUUGCCUUUCUUGUAGCUGAAAAGCAGAAGUAUAAAAUCAGAUUAGGUGACGCAGCUCAAAUAAAUGCUGUUGCAAAGGAAGACGAGCACAAAAUAAAUCUUAUUUCUCCAGCAAGGAAACAAGCUGAUUUCUGCAAGGCCUGCGUGACUGCUGCCGUGCCCCACGUCGGCUGCAGGCAGGACCAGUUUGACAAUUUAGAAAAGCACACGCAGUGGGGUAUCGAUGUUCUGGAAAAAUACAUCAAGUUUGUCAAAGAAAGAACAGAGAUUGAACUCAGCUAUGCAAAGCAGCUUAGGAACCUUUCAAAGAAAUAUCAACCCAAAAAGAACUCCAAAGAAGAGGAAGAGUACAGGUACACAUCAACUAGAGCCUUCCUAGCCACUUUAAAUGAAAUGAAUGACUAUGCCGGACAGCAUGAGGUCAUUUCAGAGAACAUGACCUCUCUUAUCAUUGGAGAGUUAACUCGCUAUGUGCAGGAGCUGAAACAAGAGAGGAAAUCGCACUUCCACGAUGGCAGAAAGGCACAACAACAUAUUGAAACUUGCUGGAAACAACUUGAAGCUAGUAAAAGGCGGUUUGAACGUGACUGCAAAGAAGCCGAUCGAGCACAGCAGUAUUUUGAGAAAAUGGAUGCUGAUAUCAAUGUUACAAAAGCAGAUGUUGAGAAGGCAAGACAGCAAGCCCAGCUGAGACAUCAAAUGGCAGAAGACAGCAAAGCAGAAUAUUCUUCCACUCUACAGAAGUUCAACAGUGAGCAGCACGAUCAUUACUACACACACAUACCAAACAUCUUCCAGAAAAUACAAGAGAUGGAGGAAAGAAGAAUUGUGAGGAUAGGUGAAUCCAUGAAAACUUUUGCAGAUGUUGACCGCCAGGUGAUCCCCAUCAUUGGGAAGUGUCUGGAUGAAAUAACAAAGGCUGCAGAAUCAGUUGAUCACAAGAAUGAUUCGCAGAUGGUAAUAGAAGCCUUUAAAUCAGGCUUUGAGCCUCCAGGAGAUGUUGACUUUGAGGACUUCACUCAGCCCAUGAAGCGCACUGUCUCCGAAUCCAGCCUUUCCAACUCCAGAGGGGAUGGGAAGUAUGAGCCGAAGUUUGGUGGCAAAUCCAAGGGCAAGUUGUGGCCAUUCAUCAAGAAAAAUAAGUCUCCCAAGCAGCAAAAGGAACCCCUCUCCCAUCGCUUCAACGAGUUCAUGACCUCCAAACCCAAAAUCCACUGCUUCAGGAGCCUAAAGCGCGGGCUUUCUCUCAAGCUGGGAGCUGGGCCAGAGGACUUCAGCAAUCUCCCACCUGAACAAAGAAGAAAGAAACUUCAGCAAAAAGUCGAUGAGCUGAACAAAGACAUUCAGAAGGAGAUGGAUCAAAGAGAUGCCUUAACGAAAAUGAAAGACGUGUAUAUCAAGAACCCUCAGAUGGGAGACGCAGCGAGUGUGGACCACAGAUUAUCAGAACUUGAACAGAACAUUGAAAAGCUACGAUUAGAAGUGCAGAAAUUUGAGGGCUGGCUGGCCGAGGUGGAGGGCAGGUUGCCCUCGCGGACGGAGCAGGCGCGGCGGCAGAGUGGGCUGUAUGAAGCCCAGAACACUUCAGCAGUGAACAGCUGUGCACAGGACCGGGAGAGCCCAGAUGGCAGUUACACAGAGGAGCAAAGUCAGGAGACUGAGAUGAAAGUACCUGCAACAGAUUUUGACGAUGAAUUUGACGAUGAAGAACCACUACCAACCAUAGGAACAUGUAAAGCUCUCUAUACGUUUGAAGGUCAGAAUGAAGGAACAAUUUCUGUAGCAGAAGGAGAAAUGCUGUAUGUAAUAGAAGAAGACAAAGGUGAUGGGUGGACGCGAAUCCGAAGGAACGAAGACGAGGAGGGCUAUGUCCCUACGUCUUAUGUUGAAGUCUAUUUGGACAAAAAUGCCAAAGGUGCUAUGACUUAUAUUUAAUAAUAUUAUUAUUACUUUACUUGCUUUCACAGAGAUACCCAAGCCUGCAACUUUGCGUUGCAUACAGAGCCUUUUAAAAGUCUGUACAGUGCCACAAUCUGCGUUAUGUCAUACAUGGACUAAUAUGGCUUGCUGUACUGCAAAACAUGCUUUUUGUUGGUCAGAGAAGGCUAGUGUGGUAGAGGGGAAAUGCAGCCUUUCCUAGUAAGUGCUCAUUCAACUGUCACUGCCAUUGCACACCCAAUCUAGGGCAGGAAACACAAAGCCAUUUGGAAACACUGCUGGUUUUCCUUACAUAUCCUGGGGGUAUUUCAGACAUGUUCACAAGUUUGUCCCAAACUGAUCCAGUGCACUGCUAUAUAGGAGAUAUUCAGCCUGGUGUUUUGUGUCUCAGCAUGGCAGAGCUUUCAGAGCCUCAUGAGUUCUGUGGACCUUUGGAACUGAAACCUGCUCAUCAUUUAGUUAGUGUGUUUGGAAGGGGAAGCAGAAGUCUUGCCAAAGCCUCUCUACACAGCACUCUAUGAUCCUUGAUCAAUCAUUUAAACAUCGACGUUAAGGAAAAUCCUUUAUUCUUUCCAGUCUUGAUACAUUUCAGAAAAUGUUCUUUUGGCUGUAUUUGCUAUUUCAGAUGAAGUACAGGUUUUCUGAUGACCUGUAACUAAUGGGUCUUCUGCUGAAAUGCAGUCAGUGGAGGCACUCUGAGCUUAAACUGGACGGUCUUCUGUUUCUCAGUUGCUUUUGACUCCUCCCAAAUAGGUGUAUUUUGUAAGCAAGCAGUGCAUACAGGAGAAUACUGGGUAGAAUACAUGGCUAGCAUGUAAAUACCUGGUAACAUAAUUCACUGAGAAGUUUUAGGUCUGUUUCAAAUUGAUAUGUUUGAAGUCCACUGUUAAAUAAUUAAUGCAUUUCUUUUGCAGUCAUUUAAUUGUUCAGAUCGUUGUGUUUAAAGAACCUUUAAGUUCUUGGUGUGAAACAAACUGCCUCGUCCAAUUUGAAAGAAAAGGGAACCAUUCUCAUAGAGGUUUAUGGACAGUGGAGAGAGAAGAGAGCUGUCUCUGUAAACAAAUGCUACAAUUUGAUCAGCUCACUUUUUCCUGGGCUCAGUAUUAAUCAGUGCGUGCCUCACCUGCUGCAGAUGGAAGUCUAGGGUCUGAUUUUGCCAUAGUAGUUUUAUGUUUGGCAAAUACAGUCAGCUGAGAAGCAAAAGUAAAUUCAGCCCCCCUGUCUGCCUUGGUUAACCUUUAAAAGGUGGGUUUGUAUUGUUUGUUUUCUCUGCUUCACGUUCAGGACAAGGCAGAGAGCACAGAAUGAGAGACCUCAUAACUCAGUGUUCCCUCCUUUGGAGAUCGUGUCCCCCGUGUGUGGCAGUGGUUGAAAGCAGCAUUAUUGCCCUGCUGGAAGAUGUGGUGUUCAGCAAUGCAGGCUGCUUGAAGCAGCUGAGCUGCUGUGGCAUCUCCAUCUGUCAGAAGCAGCAGGCAUGGCGCUCUGCACGCUUCUCUCUGAGUGAUGCUGAAGGGCAGUCAGUGCUGGGAGUGAGUGCUGACAAGCUGGGAGGAGUUCAGAUCUUUUGUUUUUCCCAUUAAUUUUGCUGGACUUUAAGAAUGAAAUCAACUGUGCUGUGACUAUCUAAUGGAAACGAACUAUGAGAUUUACUUAUUUUAAAAUGGAAAACUUGCCAUAAAACAUCGGAGAGGCUGUGUAAAGAUUCAUGGGAAAUGCUGCUGCAUUUAGAAGGCAAACUUUGUGGCAAGUUGCAGUUUUCUCAUUUGAUAUUAAUGUGCUGUAGAAGGACUUUAUUCAAUCCCUGACUAUUUAACCUGGAAACCACAACUUUCCUGAAAAUGACAGUGCUAAAGCAUUUACACACUUCAAUUCCUGUUCUCAAAAAGACCCUGGAGCAGCUGGCAGCUCUCGGUGUAGCUGUGCAAAGAGCACUUAGGUGAGGUGCCCAAGCAAAGGCCCGGGCUGUGGCUGUUCCUGUGGGAUGGUAGGACAGGUAAGUUGUGUGCUGCAGCCACCCCUGUGCGUGUGCUGCUCACGUGAGCCAGCUCAGGGCUGCCUGAGGGCUGCUGGUAAAGUUUACCAUGGUAAACUCCAGCCAGAGGGUGUUGCAAACCCUGUCACAAAAAGAAGGUAAUGUCUAUCUUGUUCUGCCUUUUUUUUUUUUUU